Molecule: messenger RNA, 2437 nt
Organism: Ictalurus punctatus (channel catfish)
Lineage: Eukaryota; Metazoa; Chordata; Actinopteri; Siluriformes; Ictaluridae
Gene: stn1
Product: STN1 subunit of CST complex
Exons: 10
Coding region: 393-1511 (372 amino acids)
Biological process (GO): double-strand break repair via homologous recombination; DNA replication; telomere capping
Cellular component (GO): DNA replication factor A complex; site of double-strand break; CST complex
Molecular function (GO): single-stranded telomeric DNA binding
Source: RefSeq, a predicted model, not a curated record
CCGCAUAGGAUACACCUGUGUGUCCUCGCUACUACUGUAGCUCCUCUGGAAGCUUCCUCACUCCUCGUUCCUCCUUCAAGAUGGUUGAUUUCCACUUCGAUCGAUUUCCGGGUCACGGGCUGGAGGACGGAGGAGCGAGGAAACGAGGAAGCAUCAUUUUGAGUAUUGAGAAGCAUCUCCCUGAACUAAGGAGCUGAGUGAGACGCAUCCUAAAUGUCGUACUGUUGGUUUAACUGCCAUAUCCACUCAGUACGGUAGGGGGCAGUGUGUGCGCUCAGUCUGUAUGUGACAGUCGGAGAAAUAGCGAAGAAUAAGGACAUCUUGUCCGGUUUCCUGUUACGCUUUAGCUGUAGCUACAAUGCACCUGUAUAUUCUGUAGCUAGGAUUCAUGUAUGAUGGACGGUGAUCAGGGCAGUGCUGAAGAUGAACCGCCUUCACUGCUGUGGGGACUGGACCCUGUGUUCUCUGCCUACGCCAGGCUUUAUGUUAAAGACAUCCUACAGAUCAGAGAGUCUCGACAAGUUCCAGGAAUCUUCUUCUAUAAAAGUCACCCGCUGUUCCAGGUGGAUGUAUUGGGCACUGUGGUGUACAGACGGGAGAGAGAAGACUUUUACUGCUACGGAGUGGAUGACAGUACUGGAGUCAUCAACUGUCUGUGCUGGAAAGAUGAGAAAUGGCGAGAUCAUGGAGACUCGGUAAAGGCUGCAGUUAGAGGUCCUGCUGGAGGUGGCUUUAACAUAGAGGAGCAGUUGAGGAAGCUCCAGGAGGCAGAGAGGAGCAGCUCAGUGUUGCAGAUCGGAGAUUUGCUCCGAGUACGCGGUUCCCUUAAAACUUCGCGUGAGCAGAGAGAGAUCAUGGCCUCCUCGUUUUAUAAAGUGAACGAUCCUGUGAUGAGUGUGCAGAUCUCCCGGAUGUUGGAGAUGCCUCAGCUCUACAGAGACUGCUAUGACAAACCAUUCCAUGUCCCAUCCAGUGAGCUUAGUGCAAGCUCCACUGACGGACCGUCGAGUUUCCAGUCUGUUCUUGGUCAGUCGGUUCACAUCUUGAAGGAGUUCCUAAAAGAGAAGGAGGUGACCAGGUUUCGACCUUAUGAUGUCGAGUAUCUUUUAUACCCGCUCAUCCAACAGCCCGGUCCAAACACAUCAGCGGAAAAGGAGCCUGGUUCUGUUCGGUCGAUAAUCCCUGCACAGAGCCGGAACCUCCUCAAAGAGACCCUGAAGAUUCUGCAGGUGGAGGGAGAGAUAUUCCGCAAAGUCCUGUCUCAGGAUGAGGUGUACAAUGUAACUGAACAUGACAAAGAUUUACUUGCGGCGAUUUGUGAAAUCUUGAGAGAGGAUUGCAAAAGAGAGAAAUAUGCCGAGAAGGGUUGCCAUGUGCUGCACAUCUUGUCCAGCGUGAGGCAGAAAUACAGCGGUAACCUGAGCAGAGAAGCCCUGGAUGUGGCGCUGAGGUUCUUAGAGUGUAACAGUGACAUCAUCAGUACAACAGAUGCCUAUUAUACUGUUUUAUAAUAACAGGGUUUGAAACCAUCUGGGAAACUUACACACCCCAAAUUUUUAUCCUGUCUAAGCAAAGAACAUUCAAGUCUCGAUUUUCUUAAAGCGCCUGGCUGAGUGCUCAUAGGGCUGUGCAGGAGCUUGUUGUCCAUAUGCCUUUUCCAAAUUUCUCACAACUAUUUUUGAUACACUGUUGACAGAUUUCAUAAUUAUCAUUUGCUUGCAAACUGACUUUGAUAUUAAUCUGUCCAACAUAGGCCUGUUUUACAGAUAGCUUUUACAGAUAGCAAUCGAUUUACAUGUUGUUUGAGCUCAGUGAUUUUCUAUACUGGGGUAUGAAAGAUAUCAUUUGAUCAUGUUCGAUUUCUACUUUUUAAUACAGCAUUUAAUUCAGUGAUCAUGUAAGCGCCAGACCUAUAGAGCAAGACUUGCUUAGGGUUCCACUUAAUUCAUUAUUUUUUAAAUAAAUAAAAUAAUAAGUUUGAGAUUUUCAACAUUUUUGAUAAAUUAGCAGACCUUUGAUUGACAGUUGAUAAUUGACACUGAGUGAAGCAGCGUUAUCUGGGUAAAGAGUAUCGAGGUUCUCUAUAUAAUUUUGCAGUCUAGGUCUGACUAGAGCUUUUUAAAAAGGUAACACAGAGGUGAAAUUCGUCAUGAGAUCACAGUUCAAUGCAUUUUACACUUUAAAGAAUUGCCCUAAAAUUAUAGAAGGAAAUUUAAGUUGGAACAUUUUACAGUCAUUUUGAUGACUCAAUACACUGAAUGAACGUAUACACUAUGUAAGUGGAGAGUGUUUGGGCGAAACAUGGCCACAGGGGGACGCCGUGAUCAAAUCAAUAGCCAGCUGUUCAUGAGCACAUCUGUAUCCAUGCAGUUUUCUUGGGCUGCCGUUCUAUUGGCAGCGGAUCAUCUGUCUAAUCUAAUAAAUAGUGUUGAAUUUA